CUUAGAGUUGUAUCGUAACAACGUCUGCUUGAAUCCCCCUCUGAGCUCAAUGAACCGCAUAUUUGGAACGUCGGCAUCGAAGAAACCCAAGCCCUCCCUGCAGGAUGCAAUUGCCUCAACAGAUGCUAGGAUUGCCUUAAUUGAGGUAAAGGUCAAAAAACUAGACGGGGAACUCGCGAGGUACAAGGAUCAAAUGAGUAAACUGAGGAAUGGGCCAGGGAAGAAUGCGAUCCAACAACGGGCACUUCGUACGUUAAAGCAAAAGCGGAUGUAUGAGUCGCAACUAGCUCAAUUGGCUCAACAAACGUUCAAUAUGGAGAGCGCAGCGCUGACUACGGAAAAUAUGCGCAAUACGAUGGCCACUGUCGAUGCCCUACAAGCUUCGAAUAAGGAAAUCAAGAAACAAUAUGGGAAGAUCAACAUUGAUAAGAUUGAGGAUAUGCAUGACGAAAUGGAGGACAUGCUCGAGCGCGCCAACGAGAUCCAAGAGUCCCUUGGUCGUUCUUAUGCUGUGCCAGAUGAGUUGGACGAGGAUGAUCUAGAAGCUGAAUUGGAUGCUUUGCAGUUUGAGGAAGAGGAGGAAGGAACAUCAUAUCUCGCUGAUAUCAACAAGGUUCCGGACUUCAUUGACGAGCCUCCAGUAGAACUUUCCGAGACACCUACACACGAAGCUAUGAAAGCUACUGGCUAGUAUGGACAUUAUGUAACACUAGAUG
Messenger RNA from Lentinula edodes (shiitake mushroom), 716 nucleotides. RefSeq names its product Snf7 family. The transcript is spliced from 6 exons. Lineage: Eukaryota; Fungi; Basidiomycota; Agaricomycetes; Agaricales; Omphalotaceae. Gene Ontology annotation, biological process: vesicle budding from membrane; late endosome to vacuole transport via multivesicular body sorting pathway. Gene Ontology annotation, cellular component: multivesicular body. The record is from RefSeq and is a predicted model, not a curated record. Bases 50 to 691 code for a protein of 213 amino acids.